Messenger RNA from Cylindrotheca closterium, 1599 nucleotides. The record is from the annotation of a GenBank genome assembly. NCBI's taxonomy places the organism in Eukaryota, Bacillariophyta, Bacillariophyceae, Bacillariales, Bacillariaceae.
AUGCCGGACGACUCCUUGUGGUAUCUCAUCAUCAUGGGAGGCUCCGGCCUAGUCUUGGUCUUUGUGGGCUGUUUCGUUGUUCCACUUAUAUCCUUUCUUUGCAAAUUGCGAUAUCCGCCACUCUCGGAGGAAGAACAACGACGAUUGAAUGAUGCCAACGAUCAAACGUUGCAAUCUUUGCUUCAACUUGUGGACAAGCAAGCUGUGCAUGUAUCGGAUGUUAUGGAUCGAUCGAAUAAUACCGGUACAAUUAGAUACAAUGGGCAGGAUCCAUCGAACCAAAAUGACCUUUCCACGACUUUUGCAGCAGCACCCAAUCACAAGUCACAAACAGGAUCAGCAUCAUCAUCAUCAUCAUCAUCAUCAGCAGCAGCAGCAUCCUCAAAAAAGGGGUCAUCAGUCAAUAAGGGUUUCUUUUGCACAACUCUAAUAUCGACUGCCUUUGGCAAUACUCAUGAUAACAAUACGAGGAAUUGCGGGAAUAAGAUUCAUGGCAAGAUGAAAGAGACGAAGCAAAAGAGGAGGAGGGACAAUAAGAGUAAGUCCAACAAGACGACAGAUGAGUCACAACCAACAUUAUUGUCAAACGACGGUGGUAAUGGUGACGAGGAUUAUGAUGUCGAAGCUGCCAAUGAGAAAGAAGGUACCAAUACGAUGAAACAGCAACCAGUGGACGUCUUUUCAGAAAAUGACAAUGAUGUUGCAGGUGACGUGGGUGAAAAGGCAGCAGGUGCUUCCACUACACCUUUGCAAUCGUUGGAUGACCAACAACACCAGCCACAACGACGAGAUCAAGAUCAAAAUUUCCUCGCCUCUUUGGAUUCUCAGCAUGAUUCAAACAAUAAGACUAUUGGUACCACUUGUGCCAUUUGUCUCGAAGAAUAUAAUGAUAAUCAUCAUCAUACAGAAGACGAGGUCGAACAACAAGAACAACAAAUCAUUUGCGCAUCCGGUGGAUGUUCGUCGCAUUACUUUCACAAGAAUUGCAUGAAAUCGUUGAUACGAUCACGUGCUCGAAAGGGAAUCUACGAGGUGGUGCCAUGUCCCAUUUGUCGGUUGUCUUUUUUUGCGCCAACUACUUGGAAUCUUCAAGUCAACAACAACAACAACAACAACAACAACAACAACAACAACAAUGCAACAACAACUGGUACUGGUACUGGUACUGGUACUAGUACUAGUAUCAGUGGAGAGAAUGCUGGUGGGAAUCAACAACAAAGUUACAAUAACAAUGAUGACACCAUGGAUGACGUGGGAACUACUAUCAGAACGAACACAAUCAUAUCGAAUGAAGAAGCAUCACCAGCAGGCGAAGCAUCAUCCACCAGUUCGGUUCCAGAACCAUCAUCAUUAUCAGCAUCAGCAUCACUGUCAUCAUCACAAUCACGACCAUCCCAACCAUCAGCGCCAUCUUUGGAACGACACAAUAAUGGUACCAAGAGUACUAGUUCGGAAAAUGAUACCAUUGUCAAUUCCACUUGCGUCAGUGGGCCUACUGCUCAUGAUAAUGGUAAUGACAAUACCAAUGCCACUGUCACUCGGUCGAAGAAGAAUAAGAAAAAGAGCAAGAGAAAAUCCAAGAAACCGACGCAAGAAUAG